AUGUCCUACUACGGCCACCCCUACGUCAUCACCCCCCAGGGCUACUACUAUGCCCCCCAGCAGGGCCAGCAGGCUCAGCUGGUUCAGCACGCCCAACAGCAGCAGGGCACCGACCUCGCCCUCGAAGAGCGCCAGGCGCUGGCAUACCUCCAGUCUGUCCGGCGUCGCCGUGAGGCCGCCGAGGCCGCCAUGGCUCUCGAGACCAAGGAGAGGCAGCGAGCCCAGGCCGAGCGCGAAAAGGCCCUUCGCGCCGCUGCCGAGCGACACAACGCCCUCAUCCAGGCUUCGCGUCGCGAGCGCGCCAUCCGCGAGGCUCUCGAACGCGAGCGCCAGCGCGAGGCCGCCUUCCAGCAAGCACUCCAAGCACACCAGGCGCAGCAGGUGCAGGCUUCCAUUGAGGCUGAGCGCCGUCGUCAGACCCAGGCUGCUGAGGCAUACGCACGCGCCCUCGCUGAACAUCGCCAGCGCGCCGCCCCGCGCCAGACUCCGGCCCCGGCCGCGCCGAUCGCCCAUGCCCACACCGAUGACGACGAGGUCGACCUCGAUGGUAUCAACGCUCUUUUAGGCCAGCUCUUCGGCUUCAACCUCGCCACUGAACCUACCGACGAGCCGCCCGCACCCAAGCCCAAGAAGGAGGAGGCAAAGAAGGCUGAGGCAAAGCCCGAGGCCCCUAAGGCUGAGCCCAAGGCUGUUGCCCCAACUCCUGCCCCAGCUCCUGCUGCUACUCCCAAGGCGGCAGCAUCCAAAGAGGUCGCUCCCAAGGAGGCGUCCAAGGAAGACGACACUGCCGAGCUCCCCGAGGACCUAAACGCCCUCCUCAACCAGUUCCUCGGCCUCAACGUCGGACCUGCCGCCGAGGGUGAGCGCGGUAACCCCAAGGCAUCGCAGCAGCUUGUCGGUAACGCUGUCGGCGACCUCAACUCAUUCCUUGCUCAGUACGGCCUCGAGUUUGUCCCCGAGUCCGAGUCCGAGUCCGAGGGCGAGGACGAGGCACCUAAGGCUGAGGUUAAGAAGGACGACGGGCCCAAGCCCAGGAUUGUCAACGAGGCUGGUUGGGCCGCGCUCCCCUCCGAGAACGACAAGAACGACAAGAACGCCCAGGCCACCACCGGGUGGGCGCAGCUCGAUGCUUCGAACAACGCCAACGCUCGCUCUGCAGCAACCACUGCCGCUCUUGCGAGCCCCGCAGCUCCUGCCGCAGACCCCAUAGCCCCCGCUACGCCAAAGAAGGAGGAACGUCCGCGCCAGGCCGCUUGCGAGCCCGACGAGGAGGCACCCUUCACCUCGACUCUUGGUAGCUACCAGGACCUGCCUCCUUACCUCCGCGAUGUUCUCUCCCAGAUGGAGGCCGCAAUGUGCGACGAGCACAGCGACGCCUGCUCGUGCGACACGACUACCAACACGCCCUGCGCGCACGGCUUGAACGGUCAGCCUUGUGCUGCACACCGUAAGCAGAAGCGCCGCGAGCGCGCGAUUGCCAAGAAGCGCGCUUCCAAGAACCGCCGGGAUGCUCGACGCGCAAAGAAGUACGGCUCUCAGGAAGAGAAGGACGCCGCCGGGAUCCCCUACGACGCGAGCCCGGACGACACUAUCCUCCACCACGACGUGUACUCUCAGGCAGCGGUUGCCGGUCACGCUGUUGAGCAUGAGGUCGCCGACGCAAACGUGAGCGCAGAGGAGGCGCGCAAUGAGGCCAUCCCCAAGGGCGAGCCUGGGUGGGCGGUCGACGAGCACCGCUCCGCUGCUGCCCAGGCCGCCGCUGUUGGCACGAGUCAGCUCCACGAACCCAAGCCUAUUCCUCCUCCUACCAAGGCUGCGAUCGACGCCAAGGAGGCCAAGAAGGAGGCGAUCCCAGCCGAGGCCACUCCCGCUGAUGUUGCCGCUCACCGCGAGGUUGCUGGCCAAGCCGCAGUCGAGGGGGCUGCUGAGCUCCACUCGCAGCUGCAUGCCAACGCAGCCGAUUUCCACCCCAAGUCUGAGAAGAAGCAGAAGCAACACAAGGACUUGAAGCCAUCCGGUCCCGAGGCCGAGAAGGCGAUCCAGAAGCUCAACGCCAUCUCGCAGCAGCUCCAUGCUACCCGCGACAAGUUUACUUUCCCCCGCUACCUCUCGUUCUCGCCUUCGCUUGCGGACGCCACCCAGCCACCCCUCCUCUACACGCGCAACAACCACGCAUACCACGCGCAGGCGCACAGCCUCAUGCAGCUGCUCCUGGCAGUUGACGACGUGCAGAGCCACGGCGACAAGGCCGUGCGCCACCGCCGCAAGGAGGUGGUCGCCGAGAUCCAGGGCGCGCUGAACGACCUCGAGAAGGGCCGCGACGCAAAGUGGGCCGAGGUCAAGGAGCGGCGGGAGCGCGGCGAGAGCGACGACGACGACGGAUGGGUCAUGACUGGUGACACGACCGACGUGACCAGCGACGUUGAGGGGUAG
This is a messenger RNA of Cutaneotrichosporon cavernicola, 2433 nucleotides long. RefSeq lists its product as uncharacterized. Gene Ontology annotation, molecular function: protein-folding chaperone binding. The coding region runs from base 1 to 2433 and encodes 810 amino acids. The record is from RefSeq and is a predicted model, not a curated record. The transcript has a single exon. NCBI's taxonomy places the organism in Eukaryota, Fungi, Basidiomycota, Tremellomycetes, Trichosporonales, Trichosporonaceae.